AUGUACUCCGUUUGGGUGGACAGGUGCUUGUUGCGUCAGGUCACGCGAUGCGACUUGGAGGAGGCACGCCUACCAAGGGGUCCCUUGUCCUUGGAGCAAUGUAGCAAUGUACGGUUCCAAGGUACCGCGAGAACUGGCAUCGCCCCAUCUUCAUACCGGUCCCCGCUAGCUCUCUACCUCUCCCAACCCCCGCUUCGUCUUGGAGACCAAAGCUCGCGUGACGACAGCUCUGACUCCAACCAGGACCAAGCCUGGACCGCACCACUCUGGCACCUUCUCUGGCACUUCUGGCACUCACCAAGGCUGUGUCUCCUCCUCUGCGUGACUCGCUCCCACAAGGCCAACGACCGUGAUCACAAGGGCAUCGCCGAAGGCACUGCUCUCCCCGUUGAGCAUCUUCCCCGUUACUUUGCCAAGAGUGGCUACGCCGACGUCGAUCCCAAAAAGAUCAAGAAGGACGGUGCUGGCAAGGGCAACUGGGGCACCCUUCAUGAAGACAUUGCCGACGAGGACUUUACUUUUACCAAUACCCGUCGCCGCUCCAACAGUAGCACCAUCUCCCACCACGGAAAAGAGUUUCGCACCAAGUUCGAGGUGAUUGACAGUGAGCCUGUCUUUGAGGAGUCUGUCCACGGUCCCCUCGUCGAAGAGGAGGAGAAUGGAGAUGAUCUCUCCAAGACGGAUUCCUCGGAGAGCGGCCGCUCGUCGUAG
This is a messenger RNA of Cordyceps militaris CM01, 711 nucleotides long. Its product is annotated as STF2-like protein. NCBI's taxonomy places the organism in Eukaryota, Fungi, Ascomycota, Sordariomycetes, Hypocreales, Cordycipitaceae. The transcript has 4 exons. Bases 1 to 711 code for a protein of 236 amino acids. The record is from RefSeq and is a predicted model, not a curated record.